AUGAAUCCUGGUGAAAGACACCAAGAAAAUUUUGACAAAAAGACACUUAGCCAGUUCGAGAUUGAAGAACGAGUCCAGGACUUGUUACCCAAAGAACUAGUAAACGACUACAAGAAGAACCGGUGUGUACCACAUAUACCUGAAGAACAGAGACUCAAGAACACUCCUGCACGAGAACAAAAGUGGUCCGAACUUGCAAAAAAACUUGCCGCAACAUUAACAGGAAAAAAUAAAGAACUAGAAGAGAUGGCCCCACAAACUGCCACCGUAACUGCUGAAGCAAUCGCAGCCGCUGUUGCAGAAGCAAUGAAAGCAAUCACAGCACAACAGGAGUCCCGUGCCGAACGAAUCAAGCAGCCUGAUUGUUUCCGAGGUGAACGCUCCGCCGCAGUAGUAGAUGGCUGGCUGCACGCAGUCGAGUGUUACACCAAUGGUCUCCAACUCGGAUACCAGAACAAUUAUGCGUCUGUACCACCUCCGCAACAAUACCAGCAGCAGUACCAGCCACAGUACCAACAACAGCAAUAUCAGUACAGUGGACCCGAGCCCAUGGACCUGGACGCAAUCAACAACCGUCACAGCAACUACCAGUCUCGCCCGCCUCCAAGACGCACUAAUGCUACUUGCCAUUGGUGUGGUGACUCCGGUCAUUUCAAGAGAAAUUGUAGAGACCGUCUGGCCGCAAUCAAGAAGUUGGACGAGGAGCGUCUUAAGAAGCAGGGUUUUUGCGAAGCACAACCGUAA
Messenger RNA from Phycomyces blakesleeanus NRRL 1555(-), 744 nucleotides. Its product is annotated as CCHC-type zinc finger transcription factor. The transcript has 2 exons. NCBI's taxonomy places the organism in Eukaryota, Fungi, Mucoromycota, Mucoromycetes, Mucorales, Phycomycetaceae. The coding region runs from base 1 to 744 and encodes 247 amino acids. Gene Ontology annotation, molecular function: zinc ion binding; nucleic acid binding. The record is from RefSeq and is a predicted model, not a curated record.